GUCAAGGCGCACUGCCGGUGUUCAUUCUGGUGGGUCCCUGGUCCGAACUUUUGACCUACUGUAGGUCCCAAAGGUUUUGAUUUCCACCGCCAUCAAAUUUUCGUGAAAGCUUCUCCAGCACAACAUCCCCCAUCACGACUCCAGUGUAGAUACCUCAUUUCCAUCCCACGACGAUUUGAGAAUCUCACAACACCGCCAAAAUGGUCAAGACUUCCGUUCUCCACGAUGCGCUCAACGCCAUCAACAACGCCGAGAAGGCCGGCAAGCGCCAGGUCCUCAUCCGACCUAGCUCCAAGGUCAUCGUCAAGUUCCUCACUGUCAUGCAGCGCCACGGCUACAUCGGCGAGUUCGAGGAGGUCGACGACCACCGCUCCGGCAAGAUCGUCGUUCAGUUGAACGGUCGUCUCAACAAGACUGGUGUCAUCUCUCCCCGCUACAACGUCCAGCUCCGUGACCUCGAGAAGUGGGUUGUCAAGCUGCUGCCCGCUCGUCAGUUCGGUUACGUCAUCUUGACCACCUCCGCCGGAAUCAUGGACCACGAGGAGGCCCGUCGCAAGCACGUUGCUGGCAAGAUCAUCGGUUUCUUCUACUAAGCGAGAUAGACCCGUGAACGAGGAAAAAGAUGAACGGACGGGAAAUGGACGACCAAACAAAAGCAUUUUCGGGCGUUCGGGGUCAUGAAUCGGCCAAGCCAUAAUACGCUUGAUGUUCUGUAGCCAAAUGAAGCAAUUACGAACUGCAAAUGCUCGUUUCAUCACCUUA
This is a messenger RNA of Truncatella angustata, 762 nucleotides long. RefSeq names its product 40S ribosomal protein S22. Gene Ontology annotation, cellular component: cytosolic small ribosomal subunit; ribosome. Gene Ontology annotation, molecular function: structural constituent of ribosome. Lineage: Eukaryota; Fungi; Ascomycota; Sordariomycetes; Amphisphaeriales; Sporocadaceae. The coding region runs from base 201 to 593 and encodes 130 amino acids. The record is from RefSeq and is a predicted model, not a curated record. Gene Ontology annotation, biological process: translation. The transcript has 3 exons.